AUGGCAUCCUCUUGGCUUCCAUCCCCCUGGAGAAGUCAUCGAGAAAGAAGAGUCGACCCAGAAAGGACAGCCGACGAGCUGGUGCGCAAAUACUACACGAUCAAUCAACAAAGCACCACUGAUAUCCUCCGCGAAAUUCUCGGAAGCCCGGAACAGGCAUCGCUUCUCUUCAGCGCGCUUCGACGCCAGGUCUCUCUGAUCAAGUGCCGCUCACAGGCUUUCGAGGAUGGUCAGAUAACCACCUACGACCGGGCGCUCCUGAAGCUCAGCAGAAAUGGAGAGAAUUUGACUGACACCGGUGCACUUGAGCUUUAUCUAACUGAAUUUCUCGGCAUUGUUCCUAUCUCGCCUACAUCUCAAAGUAGAGCUAUACUAGCUAAACAGCUCGAGCUGGAAAAUGUACUGAGCAGAGCUUCCACCCAUGGUACUACGCCGGAGAUAGUUAUCGGUCAUAAGUUGCAGCCUGAGACAUUGUUUGUUGACCAGGCACCUUUUAACCCUGAACAUGAACCCAGGGAUCACAACGAUCAUCACUACGUGGAACAGACCGAUUUGAAGACCAGUUCGAAAAGACACACACAGCAAGUUUUCGACCGAGUUGAUAGGCUUUUGGAUGUUUACCACCGCGCCAAGGAUGAGUACUACAAAGCUUUGCAAACGGAGGGGUUUGUUGGCAUCGAGGCAGUUCGUUUUCUUCGAGACACAGCCGAAAAUGUUCUUCGCUAUCUUCAUUCAAACGGACUGUCAGACCAUACCUCUGUCCCGGAUGUAGAGCAGGUCUUCCUGAUUGCCAGGGAUAAGGCGACACAGCUUACGGGUGGUCGAAAGAGGCAUUUCGAUGAAGGAAAUGACCCUUAG
Aspergillus caelatus is the source of this 858-nucleotide messenger RNA. RefSeq lists its product as uncharacterized. Bases 1 to 858 code for a protein of 285 amino acids. NCBI's taxonomy places the organism in Eukaryota, Fungi, Ascomycota, Eurotiomycetes, Eurotiales, Aspergillaceae. The transcript is spliced from 3 exons. The record is from RefSeq and is a predicted model, not a curated record.